This is a messenger RNA of Acaulospora morrowiae, 179 nucleotides long. Lineage: Eukaryota; Fungi; Glomeromycota; Glomeromycetes; Diversisporales; Acaulosporaceae. The record is from the annotation of a GenBank genome assembly.
AUGUCUGAAGGCGAACACGUUAUUCUAAGUCAUCAGGUCCGCCAUCAAGUAGCCCUUCCUCCAAACUAUCAAUACACGCCAAUUUCUCUACACGUUCCACCUUCAAAACCGGCAAAAACAUAUCCUUUUGAGCUAGAUCCUUUCCAAAAAGUUGCGAUCGCAUCGAUAGAACGAUCAGA